GGUCACAUGACCUGCCCUCUGAUCUGAUAUCAAACCCGCGUCUGUUUUCAGCUCAUUCAUUGCCGAACAUCUUUCAUAUCCCACCAAGAUUAACUAUAAUUGUUGGUGUUUGCCUCUUGUUGUUGUGUCGAUACAAAAUCUGUCCUCGUUAGUAUACCGUCGUUGUCAGGACUGUUAGUUAACUCAUAGAGCUUGUUUCUCGCGGCUUCGCUCAUACCAAGCAUCACGUAACUUGCAGCUUCCCGCCUAGAAGCAGCAAACCCGAAACCCUGAACUUUGCUCCCAUGGGAUUCACUACCGACGAUUCCUUUUGAAUUCACAUGCGCCCUUCCUUCAGCAGUACCCAUUCUCGACAAUACCUUAUUCGCGACACGGAAUCUCAAAACAAUGAGCUCAACGCCACCCAAUCCGCCUGCGCCGGGGCGAGCUCCUCCCGGCCAACCUGGGCCGCCGAUGAGAAUCCGCCGUCCCAAGGUAGACCCGUUGGUUCGACCUAAGCAGAAACGGACCCCACGACCGCAAGGACAAGGACAGCCCGGAGCAGGGCCAGUCACGAAUGGCAGAGUAGGAUCUCCAAAGCCACGACCUCCGCAAGCCGCGCCCAGACCUGCACCAGCCAAACCUGCUAUUCCCAGCGCGGACGACUUAACAGUAAACGGAUUCAGCGGACCGUUACUCUCCGAGACAUACGUCGAUUAUCCGUUGAUUACUACUAAGCGCGCAUGGAGAGAGGGAUUGAAACACCACGUUGCAAAGUUUGCCUCGAAGAAGAACAUAGAUCCAAGAGAUGAAUCAAGUUUCACACGGCCGGUUAGAUUGCAGCGACGCGAUCCUCGAGCUUCGAAUACUGGUCCUGCGGUGGAGAGGGAUGACCAGCACCCUCGGAGGCACGGCGAGCUCAACGAAGCUGAGCGGGAGGAAUUGGAGGCAAAGAAGGCCGCUAGAGAGAAGGAACGGGCGGAAAACUUGGCACAAAUUGCCCCGUCAGCUUCUGUUACGCAGAAAAAGACUAACGCGCCGAAGCCGCGGACCCAGCAGGUGUUCAAGUCUGAGAUGACGCCGGCAGAAAUUGCGAAAGCGCGGAUCAAGUACGAGGAGGCGCUACCCUGGCAUCUUGACGAUUUCGAUAAUAAAGGCACUUGGGUUGGGAACUAUGAAGCCGCCAUGUCGGGAACGUAUGCGAUGUUCGUGCUUCAAAAUGACGGAAAGAUGCGAAUGGUUCCCCUCGACAGGUGGUACAAAUUUACAACGAAGACGCCCUUCAAGACUCUAACUAUUGAAGAAGCGGAGAAGUUUAUGGCGAAGAAGGCUAAGGAUCCCCGGUGGGUCAUGGAGAAGGAGCAGGAUAGAGCCCAGAAGAAAGCGCUGGAGGACUAUGCGAGACAAAGUAGACUCUUUACUGGUAGGAGAGAAGGAUUUUCGGGAGUUAGCGAAGGCUUUGAAGGAGAUGACCUGGAUUUUGAGGAAGACAGGUUCGCCGAUGAUGAAGAACAUGUUGGCAUUCUUGACGAUGAUGAAGAUGCCAAGGUAGCUGAAAAGAGAAUAAAAGAAGACCAGCUUAAGGCGAACAUCUUCGACCUCAAAGAUGAGCAUAUGUACGAUCAAGAAGAGAAUCAGGAGAAAAAGGAGAAGGAGGCCCUCAAGAAUUUCGGCAAGCAUGUUCGGAAAGCUCUCCAACGAAGAGAGAAGAAUUUCGACUACAGCAGUGGUUCAGACGCCAAUCCAUAUUCUGAUGAGAGCUCGGAUGAUUCCGAGACAGAGCGAUUAAAGGAAGAACAACAAAAGCUAGAAGAGGAACGCGCCAAGAAAGAAAAGGGCAAAGAAUCCGACAAGAACUCCGGAAUAUCAACAAAGGGCACAAAUACCCCCUCCGGGCGCUCCAAACACACAGACCCUCUCAACAAGAAAGCCGCAUCCCGCGCCGCUCGAAAACGACCCGGCUCCCCCAACCUCUCCGACGCCAGUGGCACAGAUACCUCCCGCAAAAAGCCCAAGAGCAAACACGCCGAUGCCGAGCCCGGCUCGCGGCCCAUGUCCCCAGGCCCCUCUGGCCAUCGCAAGCCAGGAGUACCAGCAGACCAAGCCGGCAAGAAACGUAGCCGAAACGGACCAGCUGGGUCUGGAUCUGGCAGCGAUGGUGAACGCGGUAUAGGCUCUGCUGCUGAAAUGAGCGAUUCGACCGCUGCUGGCGCUAAGAAGCGCAAGCCCAACCAGCCAGGGGUCAUGUCGAGGACGGGGACACCGCGGGGUUCGCGUGCGGGGAGUCCUGCGGGUCUUGUACCUCCGCGCACAGGACCUGGCUCUGGAGUUAAUUCACCAGCCCCACCAACCCGCACCUCCACGCCCGGCCUAUCAUCACCAGCAAACCUCGCCUUCCCCACCGCGUCGGAAUUCACUCCGCCAUCCCGCCUACGGGCAUCGCAGCGCCGAGCUACAAAAGAUCUUUCCGCCCGCGCAUCGGCAAUCCAAGGAAAACAUCGCAAAAGCAGGAGAUUAAUACAAGGCAACGGGAAGGGAAAUGCUCCAGAGAAAAGAUAA
This is a messenger RNA of Blastomyces gilchristii SLH14081, 2538 nucleotides long. RefSeq names its product transcription initiation factor IIF subunit alpha. Gene Ontology annotation, molecular function: RNA polymerase II general transcription initiation factor activity; DNA binding; TFIIF-class transcription factor complex binding. The coding region runs from base 388 to 2538 and encodes 716 amino acids. Lineage: Eukaryota; Fungi; Ascomycota; Eurotiomycetes; Onygenales; Ajellomycetaceae. Gene Ontology annotation, cellular component: transcription factor TFIIF complex; nucleus. Gene Ontology annotation, biological process: transcription initiation at RNA polymerase II promoter; positive regulation of transcription elongation by RNA polymerase II. The transcript is spliced from 4 exons. The record is from RefSeq and is a predicted model, not a curated record.